GAUAUUGGCACCUCUUUCCUCUUAUCUACCAUCACCGCUCCUUUCCUUUCUCUCCACCAUCCACGAUGUCGGCUGCGUUUGAUCCCAAAUCAGUCUUGAAGUUGGACGGUUAUCUUGAGCCUUUCCUCCCUACGAUUUCGCACCGUCAAGUCUUGUUUCAGAAGUGGAAAAGCACAAUUGAUCAAUAUGAAGGCGGCUAUGAAAAGUUCACUCGAGGUUUCGAGAAAAUGGGGCUCAAUGUGAAUCAAAGCGGAGAGGUAGUGUACAGAGAAUGGGCACCCAACGCGAAAGAAGCAACUUUGAUCGGAGACUUCAAUGGCUGGAAUAGGACUACUCACCCGAUGACCAAAAACGAGUACGGAAUAUGGGAGCUAACCAUUCCACCCAAGUCUCCUGGAGUUUGUGCAAUUCCUCACGACUCUAAAAUCAAAAUAUCUAUGAUUAUCCCAAGUGGUGAACGCAUCGAACGUCUUCCAGCUUGGAUCAAGCGUGUCACUCAGGAUUUAUCUGUUUCCCCGAUCUACGAUGCGCGUUUUUGGAAUCCUCCCGCAGCGGAACGUUACCAAUUCAAGCAUUCGCGUCCCCCUCAGCCUAAAGCAGCUAGAAUAUAUGAAGCUCACGUUGGCAUAUCCACUUCAGAAGGGAGGGUCGGUACCUACAAAGAAUUCACGAAGGAUGUUCUACCAAGGAUUCGGAAUUUGGGGUACAAUACCAUUCAACUGAUGGCUGUCAUGGAACAUGCGUAUUAUGCUUCAUUUGGAUAUCAAGUCACAAAUUACUUUGCUGCCAGUUCACGAUACGGCACACCCGAAGAACUCAAAGAGCUCAUUGACACCGCGCACGGCAUGGGUAUAACAGUUCUGUUAGACGUCGUCCAUUCACAUGCAUGUAAAAAUGUAUUGGAUGGCCUCAAUGCCUUCGAUGGUACAGACCACCUUUACUUCCAUGAAGGCGGAAAAGGGCGUCACGAACUCUGGGACAGCCGGUUAUUUAACUAUGGAUCUCACGAAGUUUUGCGUUUCUUGUUGAGCAACCUUAGGUUCUACAUAGAGGAAUACCAAUUCGACGGGUUCCGAUUUGAUGGUGUGACAAGUAUGAUGUAUACCCAUCAUGGUAUAGGUACUGGCUUCUCUGGUGGAUACCACGAAUAUUUUGGAGAUAGUUCCGAUGAUGAGGCAAUUGUUUAUUUAAUGUUGGCAAAUGAUGCAAUGCACCAACUUUACCCUUUCGUUGUUACCAUUGCUGAAGACGUUUCGGGAAUGCCCCUUCUUUGUAUCCCCCCAACCCAAGGAGGCGUCGGUUUUGAUUAUCGCUUGUCCAUGGCUAUACCCGAUAUGUGGAUUAAACUUCUCAAGCAUAAGACCGAUGAUCAGUGGGAUAUGGGCAACAUUGUCCACACUCUCAUUAACAGGCGUCAUGGCGAGCGGAGUGUGGCGUAUUGCGAGAGCCAUGACCAGGCCCUGGUUGGCGAUAAGACUUUGGCAUUCUGGCUGAUGGAUAAGGAGAUGUAUACACACAUGUCUGAUAUGUCACCUAUGACACCCAUCAUAGCAAGAGGGCUUGCAUUGCAUAAGAUGAUUCGUCUUCUCGUCCAUUCCCUCGGUGGAGAAGGAUAUUUGAAUUUUGAAGGCAACGAGUUUGGACAUCCCGAGUGGCUCGAUUUUCCUCGAGAAGGCAACAACAAUUCUUAUCACUAUGCGCGUCGCCAGUGGAACGUUGUCGAUGAUUUGGUUUUGCGGUAUCGGUACUUGAAUAACUUCGACUGUGUUAUGAACCAUCUCGAAGAUAAGUAUAAGUGGCUGUCAGCACCUCAGGCAUAUGUAUCGCUCAAGCAUGAAGGCGAUAAAGUAAUCGUGUUUGAGCGUGCUGGACUUCUCUUCAUUUUUAAUUUCCACCCCACAAACUCGUUCACGGAUUAUCGUGUGGGCGUUCAGGAAGCCGGAGAGUACGGCGUUGUGUUCAGCAGCGAUGAGAAAAGGUUUGGAGGGUUUGAUAACGUCUCACUGGACGGCAAGUAUUCCACGACGCCAAUGGAUUGGAAUGGGCGGAAGAAUUGGUUACAGGUGUACAUUCCAAGCAGGACUUGUCUUGUACUGGGGAAAUGAAAGUAAGCUAGUACUGUGGUAUGUUGUCUAUGUAUUAGUAGCUAGAUUUUCUGUGUAUGUCCAACGUGUAUGUGAGCGACGGGUUUCAGCAUGGUAGCGGCAUGCGUCGU
Messenger RNA from Serpula lacrymans var. lacrymans S7.9, 2215 nucleotides. Its product is annotated as glycoside hydrolase family 13 protein. The coding region runs from base 66 to 2105 and encodes 679 amino acids. The transcript has 10 exons. Gene Ontology annotation, biological process: glycogen biosynthetic process. Gene Ontology annotation, molecular function: 1,4-alpha-glucan branching enzyme activity; hydrolase activity, hydrolyzing O-glycosyl compounds; cation binding. Lineage: Eukaryota; Fungi; Basidiomycota; Agaricomycetes; Boletales; Serpulaceae. The record is from RefSeq and is a predicted model, not a curated record. Gene Ontology annotation, cellular component: cytoplasm.